AAUUUUAAUUCCCCGAUAUUUAAAACUUUUCGGUUGUUGCAUUUUACAAUUACAAACUUAUCUAUCUUUCAAUGUUUUUCACUUAGUACAAUAAAAAAUAAAUUUUUAUCAGAUUAAAUUAUUUCAUGAGCAAUAUCAACUCAACUACCUACAACCAACUUAAUUCUACUAAGUAUUCCUCAGCAAUGUCGUCAUUCCCUACGGGUUAUAAACGUUGGGUGUUCAAUUACGACAUUCGUAACUGUUCUGGAAAUCUGUGCCCACCGAACACUCUUUGUAUGCGACCAGAAUAUUCUUAUUAUCCGACACAUUGUGUUCACAUAAAUAACGUGGACGACGUUGAUCAACACCUAUCAAAUGGCCCGGUUUAUUUAUGCAAUGAUGGGAUUGCUCAGUAUAUCACUCAGGGGAUGCUUGUGACUAUUUUAAUUGUUCAGGCAUGUAGGCAGCAGAGGUGGGUCGGAAUAGUCAGAGGUAUCGGAAAUCGGAACUAUCGGAAAUGGCUCAAAAGUCGGAACUCGGGAAUCGGAACUGUCGGAAAUCGGAACUGUCGGAAAUCGGAACUGUCGGGAAUCGGAACUGUCUCAAAAGUCGGAACUCGGGAAUUGGAAAUAAAAUUUAUUUUCGGAAAUCGGAAUUCUGACCCACCUCUCAUUGUUCUCUGCCUUCAGUUCUUCUGGCGUUCUUCAAGUAAAAAAAUUUCUGACAACAAAAAGAUCAAAAAGAAUCCUUCAUUAUGCGACUCUAUAACAGCUAAUCUGGAAUUACUGACUCCUCCUCGAUUGGAUUUGACACUUAUUCGAUCAAACAUCCCAACUCUCCUACGUGAAGGAAAUGACCAACCAGCUAUUAAUUCCGAAUUCUCUACCAGCAAGUCAACUCGGUUUUAUGAAAGAACUGAACAAGCAAAUAGUAGCACAAGUUUAUUCAGUUCUGAAUAUCCUGUACCUUUUGCGCCUUAUCAAAAUGUUUAA
Molecule: messenger RNA, 974 nt
Organism: Meloidogyne enterolobii
Lineage: Eukaryota; Metazoa; Nematoda; Chromadorea; Rhabditida; Meloidogynidae
Source: the annotation of a GenBank genome assembly